Molecule: messenger RNA, 225 nt
Organism: Linum trigynum
Lineage: Eukaryota; Viridiplantae; Streptophyta; Magnoliopsida; Malpighiales; Linaceae
Source: the annotation of a GenBank genome assembly
AUGUCUAGGCUAAGCGACGUCGUGGUCCGGCUGUACAUCAACGUGCAGAUGGAACAAGAGGAGAAGUACACGGAGGCCAUCGUGGCCGGUGUCGAGACGCUCCAGAGCAAGCUCCAAACUGAAAUGGCUUCCCGGAUACAGUUCGACCUUCAGCAUUAUGUGAAUUUUUUGUACAGUAGUCCAUUUUUAAUAUGGAAUUCUGGUUAUCUCUUUCUUUUGUACUGA